GUUUACAUCGAGUGGCAAAAUGGCGAGAAAUGAGGAGAAGGCACAGUCGAUGCUCAAUAGGUGGCUGGCGGGGAAGCAGCAGGAGGUCAAAGGCGACAGGGAGAAGCGACCAUACUUGGCCAGCGAGUGCCACGACCUGAACGAGGCGGACAAGUGGCGGCAGCAAAUCCUGCGCGAGAUUGGGCGCAAGGUCAUGGACAUUCAGAACGCGGGCCUUGGGGAGCACAGGAUUCGCGACCUGAAUGACGAGAUCAACAAGCUCAUUCGGGAGAAGGGGCACUGGGAGCGGCGGAUAGUGGAGCUGGGUGGCCCCGACUACUCCAAAGUCGGGCCCAAGGUCACAGACAGCGAGGGGCGCUCGCUGGUGGAAGCCGCUGGGCGCGGGGCCGGAUACCGCUACUUUGGUGCGGCCAAACAGCUGCCGGGCGUGCGGGAGCUGUUUGAGAGGGAGGCGCCACGACAGGUGCGGCGCACGCGAGCCGAGAUGCACCGGGCCAUCGAUGCCGACUACUAUGGGUUCCGCGACGAGGAGGACGGCAUUUUGGAGAAGGUGGAGGCAGAGGCAGAGGCCCCCAUGCGACGGCAGGCGAUAGACGAGUGGGAGGAGAAGGAGGCAGAGCGGCAGGCGGCGUUUGCAGACGUGCGUGGCGGCAUGCCCGAGGGCGGCGCUGCAGAUGCUGGUGGGCAGGGGGCAAGGGAGGCGGCAACGGCGACGCAGUUUGUGGCUUACGUGCCGCUUCCAGACCAGAAGGAGAUUGAGCAGAAGGUGCUUGAGAGCAAGAAGCAGCAGCUCCUGAAGCAGUACAUCAGCGCUGAGGAGGCGGCCAAGCAGCAGCAGGCCAGGGAGCUGCUCAACCGGCGCUAACAAGUGCGGUCCCACCCGCUUGCUGUUGCCCUUGCUCAAGGUGCUGCGCACGGCUGGUGGUACCUGUCUCCAUCAUACCCAUCUUGUUUCAGUUUGUGUGUGAGGCGAGGAGAAGC
Messenger RNA from Chlorella variabilis, 981 nucleotides. RefSeq lists its product as hypothetical. Gene Ontology annotation, cellular component: Prp19 complex; catalytic step 2 spliceosome; post-mRNA release spliceosomal complex. The record is from RefSeq and is a predicted model, not a curated record. Gene Ontology annotation, biological process: mRNA 3'-splice site recognition; generation of catalytic spliceosome for second transesterification step. The transcript is spliced from 3 exons. NCBI's taxonomy places the organism in Eukaryota, Viridiplantae, Chlorophyta, Trebouxiophyceae, Chlorellales, Chlorellaceae. The coding region runs from base 20 to 865 and encodes 281 amino acids.